UGAUGAUGUGAGCAUGUUCGUUUCAUAAUAAAAAUGUUGCCAGGUAACCAAAAAGUCGUAUGUUUUUGUGCGAAUUACGAUCAUAAUCUUUACGAUCGUACAUUAAAAAAUAGACAAAUAAUAGUAUGAGUACGAUUUAAAUCGUAUAUCUGUCAACCCUGCUAGCAAGACAGCGACAAAAUCACGUUGCAUAACAAUGUAGCCCAAGCUUAUAUCUUAUGAAAUAUACGGAAGAGAUACGGACUUAGAAAAAACAGAAAUGUUGUUCUUUGUGGAAGUCAUUGAUGAAAUUCUAUGUAUUUUAGCCCGCAAACUUUCUUCAAACAAAAACAGCGCCAUCUAGUAUCGAGUUCUGUAAUUAUCUCUUUGUUUAUGGAUUUGAAGUAAGACCGCCACGCAUGCAAUACAUUAUGACUGGGGAUUCCCCUAUUCGUCGACGCUGAAUAUGAGGCGACGACAAUCACUGUCAAACGUGUUCACUAUUACUCUGACUCUGGUAACGUGACUUCCUGGUAACGUGUUAGGUAGGAAAAGCAGUAAAAAAGUGCAUAUUAAGGGAGCAGAUUUGAAAUAAUAUUUAUACUUAACAAGAAAUAAUUAAAGGUUCAAUGGGGAGACCUAAAGAUUUACGCAUAUGGGAGCACUACCGUACUUUACCAAACAAGUCUGUUUCUUGCAAGCUUUGUAAUAAGGUCUACAAAUUCAGUAAUGCUGCCAAAAUGCUUCAACAUCUUAUCACUUGUCCAAAAUCUCCAGAAACAUUAAAAGACUCUAUGAAACUUAUAAAAGAUAGCUCGUCCAAAACCAAAAUGUCUGGACUGUCAGAGAUAGAGACAAAUGAUUCUUUUAUAAGCCCCUCGUCGUCUGCUAACACUACAAUAAAUGCUGAGUUUCAAGACACCGAUGAUCAUAUAAAAACAGAAUUAGCGAGAGCUAUAUUUGUAACAGGGACGCCAUUAUCGAUGGUGCAACAUCCUUUAUGGAUACAAUUUUUCGAAAAAUUGCAACCAAAAUUUAAAAUACCUUCACGUAAAGCUUUAGCGACAAAAUACUUAGAUAAAAUAUAUAGAGAAAUGCGUUUUGAGUUAAAUGAGGAACUAAAUGCUUGUAGUUACUUACACCUUCAGUGCGAUGGCUGGUCUAAUUUAAGAAAUGAAGGAAUAAUAAACUUUCUUAUAUCAAAACCUCAACCUGCAUACGUUAAAAGUUUGAAUACAGAAAGUAAUCCUCACACUAGUGAAUACCUUAGCCAAGAAGUUGAAAAAGUAAUGAAAGUGUAUGGAGCAAAUAAGUUUCUUGUACUUAUUGGCGAUAACGCUAGAAAUAUACAAAAGGCAUUCGAAUUAACAAAACUCAAAUAUCCACAUGUUGUUCCUCUCGGUUGCUGUGCACAUAUCCUUAACUUGUUGUGCCAAGAUAUUGUAAAGAUACAAGAAGUAACUGUGUUUAUUAUGCAAGCCAUAAAUAUAAUAAAAACUGUUAAAAGGAGUCAACGAUUAAGUUCCUUGUUGAUAAAAUCAAGGCAGGGUGAAGAUUCUACACAAACACUAAAAUUGCCUUGUGCUACAAGAUGGGGAAGUCAUGUUACUUCGUUAAAAAGUUUGAAAGCAAAUAAGAUAGCUUUGCAAAUAUUAACAGUUAGAGAAGAUGUGGUAAUUUCAAGAGAUAUUAAAGAUUUAAUUCUAAGUGAUGAUUUCUGGACGAAGACAGGGGAAUGUAUAAGUAUUUUGGAACCAGUCACUGAAAGCAUAUUUUACUUAGAGAGCGACCAGAAUCGUUUGCAUCGCACAUACAUUACAUUUAGAGAUGUACAAGCUAAGAUACGUUUUGCAUUAAAUGAGAUUUCGACAUUGAGCGAAGAAAGCAAACAGCAGAUUCUAACAUCAGUAUCUUCAAGAUGCAAUAUGGCAAUGAGGCCAAUACAUUUUGCAGCAUAUAUUCUAGACCCCAGGACUCUAGGAGUCGAACUUACUCAAGAGGAAGAACUUAAGGGUAUGGAGUUUAUCUACAAUUUAAGCCAACACUUAAGUUUGUCAAAUGUAAUGGCAGAUUUGGCGUGUUAUAAAGCUAAAGAAAACUUUUGGGCCAGAGGAUUUGUAUGGAGCUCAUUAGAUAGCAUUGAGCCCCUAAUAUGGUGGAAAGGUAUUUGUGGUUCCACUGAGUUAAGCAAAGUAGCGAUUCGUAUUCUAUCAGCUCCCUGUACUUCGGCAGCCACUGAGCGUUCCUUUAGUAUCCAAGGCUACAUACAUAAUAACAAAAGAAAUCGACUUACAACUGAAAGAACUGAAAAAAUUUCAUUCAUUUGUUAUAACUGGAAUCUUAAACAUAAAGCUGAAUGCGAGGACAUUCAGUUUAAUGAAGAAAAUACCUUAGAAGCUUUCAUUGAGCAAGUAAAUGAACAUAACAGUUUAGACGAAAUAGAGCCUAUCGAACCUAUACAAUUCAUCGCUUGUAAUAACUCUGAAUCUGACAGUGAUUGACUGUAGUUUUACAUUUUACUUUCAUCUCUUUCUUAAUAAACUCAAAAUCAAAUUAAAAGUUUUUUAUUCUGUAGGCUGCAUAAUAAUAUUGUCUAUGUCCAGUAUAGUGGACGUCUUGCGGCUGAGAUGACGAUGAUGAAGUACAAAAGCAUAAACACCCAAAAAUUUGGGUGUUUAUGGGGUUUAAACCCAAUAAACCCAAAACACCCGGUUUUUACCCACCAGACUUUAAACCCACCCAGGUGGAUUGCCCAU
Molecule: messenger RNA, 2735 nt
Organism: Galleria mellonella (greater wax moth)
Lineage: Eukaryota; Metazoa; Arthropoda; Insecta; Lepidoptera; Pyralidae
Exons: 2
Coding region: 609-2480 (623 amino acids)
Molecular function (GO): DNA binding; protein dimerization activity
Source: RefSeq, a predicted model, not a curated record